AUGGAACAUACUCCGACGAAUGAUUUCUUCGAAUUUCCUGUCAAAUGCGACGGGUGGUAUGAAGAUCAAGUGGCCUGCCGCCGAAUGAACGGAGAUCGUGUCCAUUUACCGGCAAGCGACAUCCAGAAACUUAUGCCGAUCUUACGCGAACCCUACGCCCUGGACGCAAAUAUGAAGUUUGCAGACUCAGCGAGCCAGCUCCAACGUGUGCUCGAACAGCAGCUGCCGUCUCUCCAGCACCUCCGCAUCGAGACACUUAUAGGCUUUUCGGAAGACCACGACGUUCGCCUGGACUAUCCGUUCACGUUCAACCUACGUGGCGCGGCGCUCCCGGGACUGUAUACCCUGGUGGACCGCUACAUCACAUGUUCAUACCCAGGGGAGACGGUCGCGCCGCCCGUGCUGUCUCUAAUGAACCACCGGCAACUCCAGGAGCUCCGGUUCCGCGAGCACCCAUCCGUCAUGCACAGGAUCCUCUCCAGCCUCGUCAUCCCGGAGCACGUCAGCGUCGUUGCUGCGGGGGCCACCCACAACAGACUCCCCGGCGGCGUCAUUUUGGAAAUGCUUCCCGACGACAGGGCCAAGCUACCAAUCCUGCGAUGCGCCACUUACGUUGGUGUGACCCACUCCGUCAAGAACGAGUGCCGCGUCUAUGGAGGCACGAGCGGUCUUAAUGGGAGUGAGUUUCGCCUCGAGGUCGGUCCCAUCCACGCCUACACCAUGACACUUGGUAACGUUGGCGAGAGGAAGCCCGACGGCGUACUCAUCGACACCAUGGUCCAGCAGGCACGGAAGCCUGGCGCAGACGAUGGGUUCGACGUGGCUCAUCGCGUUCAGUCUCUUCCCGACGUCGAAAGCCUGACGAUCCAGGAAAUCCGGGACAAACCUGAAGAUUAUAUCCAUGACCUGUGCGUCGCGCUGACAUCGCCGGCUCGGACGGCUAGCCGGCGCCAGGAAUUGGUCUUCCCGCGCCUGCUCGACUUUACAUUCCAGGCCGCGGUCCACGAGUCGGAGAUGCUGCAUGGGCUCUGCAACUGCUUUGCGAUGCGUGCACAGAACGGCGCGCAAAUGCUCCGCAAGAUGAAAUUCAUCCUCACCUCCGAGACGAAAUGGAGUGAGGCUGCGAUGCAGAGUACUCGAUGCGUGUUGGUUUAUUUUGCCAAAGACGUUGAUCUGACGGUCAACGGAGUCGGCCCCAGGCCCUUGCCUGGCAAUGUGAGUGGAUCUGGGAGCAAUGGGCAUUGA
Molecule: messenger RNA, 1245 nt
Organism: Trametes versicolor FP-101664 SS1
Lineage: Eukaryota; Fungi; Basidiomycota; Agaricomycetes; Polyporales; Polyporaceae
Exons: 4
Coding region: 1-1245 (414 amino acids)
Source: RefSeq, a predicted model, not a curated record